Olea europaea var. sylvestris is the source of this 1912-nucleotide messenger RNA. RefSeq names its product organic cation/carnitine transporter 3-like. Lineage: Eukaryota; Viridiplantae; Streptophyta; Magnoliopsida; Lamiales; Oleaceae. The coding region runs from base 126 to 1673 and encodes 515 amino acids. Gene Ontology annotation, cellular component: membrane. Gene Ontology annotation, molecular function: transmembrane transporter activity. The record is from RefSeq and is a predicted model, not a curated record. Gene Ontology annotation, biological process: transmembrane transport. The transcript has 2 exons.
UCUCACAACAGUGGAAAAACGGAGAAACGUUCUUUACCCUCUUCAGGUUAUCGAACCACCGGAAAUACAAUUUUUAUUAUGGGAGCAACACUUCCUGCAAUCCAUAUUUUAAGAAGUCAUCAAAAAUGACAGACCCAAAUCCACUGCCCAGGGACACUCCAGAGUCUGAGUCGCCAAGAAUUGUGGAACAACAGCUAUCCUUAGAUGAUACGAUUGAACGGUGCAUCGGGAACUGCGGGAGGAUACAAUUCUUCCAAGCCACUCUUAUAUCAUUUGCUUAUUUUUUCGAUGCACAACAAUGCUUCAUAAGUGUUUUCACUGAUGCUGAGCCAACAUGGCAUUGCAAUUCACUUAGUAAUUCGCCGUGCAAGAAUAUCUGUCGAAUUCCGAGAGAUUCUUGGAACUGGGAUUUGCCCGCUCACACUUCCAUAAUCUCUGAAUGGUCCCUUGAGUGUUCCGGCUCCGUUAUCACCGGCCUCUUGGCAUCGACCUUCUAUUUGGGCUGCCUCGUUGGUGGGUUUGUCCUGUCAACCCUGGCGGACUCUUCUUUGGGCCGAAAGAACAUGCUUGUCUUAUCUUGCCUGCUCAUGUCUGUAAGUGGAGUUUUAACCGCACUCUCCACCAACGUGUGGAUGUAUACCGCUUUGCGAUUUAUCAGUGGAUUUGGUAGGUCAACAAUAACCACUUGUGCACUUGUUUUGUCAACAGAACUUGUUGGGAAAAAAUGGAGAGGAAAUGUUGGGAUCAUAGGAUUUAUCUGUUUUCCUAUAGGGUUUCUUUCUUUACCUGGCAUUGCUUAUCUGACCAAAGGUUCCUCAUGGAGACUCCUAUACAUGUGGACUUGCGUUCCAGCAGUAUUUUACUCUGUAUUAUCGUAUUUUCUAGUUUGUGAAUCGCCCCGGUGGCUUUAUAUCAAGGGACGGAAGGAAGACUUUGCCAAAACACUGAGAAGCAUUUCUACACCAGCAAAACGGAGUAGCUUAACUGACAGCUUCUUCGACAAGUGCAUUAAGUGGGAAGACGAGUGGCUAGAAACAGACUUGUACUCCACAAUAAAGAUCUUGCUGCAAAAAUCUUGGACUCUUCGACGACUUGCGUCAGUUAUGGUUGUCGGUUUCGGAGUUGGCAUGAGUUAUUAUGGCAUGCCAUUGGGCCUUGGAAACUUGGCAUUUGAUCUAUACUGGAGUGAGGUAUUUAAUGCAUUUAUAGAAAUUCCAUCCACCUUGCUUAUAUUCUUUCUUAUUGGGAAACUGAACAGGAAGUUCUCGAUAUUGGGAUUAGCUAUAUUGAGCGGAAUUUUUAGUUUAACGUGCGUGCUGGUUAGGUGGAAGGGGAUGCAAAUAGGACUAGAAUUGAUAUCAUUUUUCAGCGCAGUCACUGCAUUAGAUUUGGUAAUGAUUUAUACCUUGGAGUUGUUUCCAACAUGCGUGAGGAACUCGGCUGUGUCAAUGUUGAGGCAAGCAGUGCUGUUUGGUGGCCUUUUUGGCCCCGUCAUAGCGGCAGCCGGCAGACAGAAUAGGUUUCUUUCAUAUGGAGUGUUCGGGAUAACUAUAGCUGUGUGUGGGUUGUUCGUCACGCUCCUGCCAGAAACAAGAGGACGGACAUUCUACGAUACCAUAGAUGAAGAGGAACGGAAGAAUAGAGCUUUAAUUGAUGGAGUGGAUACUGCAUAAGUCCACAUUAUGGAAGUAAAUAGGCACUUAAUUCUAUAGUUUAUGGCCUUCUAAUUAUAUAAUAUAUGUUGUAUUGAAAACAAGGGUGAACCACACAACCAAACUAAAAUAAAAAUAUAAAUAAAUAAAUAAAUAAAUAAAAAUGGAAGUUACUGUGCAUAGAGUUUUAUUAGAAUGUACUAAAUACGUUCCUUUUCAUGAAGAAAAAUAUUGUAUCUUCUCUCUAAAUAUGUGAAGAA